AUGAGCAUGUGCGGGGGGAACGGCAGCAAAAGAGCAGCAGGUCCCGCGCCCGUGUGUGUGUGUGUGUGUGUGUGUGUGUGUGUGUGUGUGUGUGUGUGUGUGUGUGUGUGUGUGUGUGUGUGUGUGUGUGUGUGUGUGUGUGUGUGUGUGUGUGUGUGUGUGUGUGCGUGCGUGCGUGCGUGCGUGCGCUCGCUGGUAUACAAACCUGGCCUGGGCUUUGCAAAGGUAUGGAAAGUGCUUCAUGGCAAAGAGAGUGAUGUAUCGAGCUCGCGGAUGAUCAAGAAGCACCUCACGCGCCAUCCAGUCAAAGCCACCCUGGCCAUAUGCAGUGCCCAGGAGCAAAGGGUGCUCCGGCAGAAAGUGACCAAAAUGACCGAAAUGUCUCUCUCUCUCUCUGAGUCUGUUAGUUUGUGUGUGUGGGUGUCUCUAUCUCCCUCUCUCUCUCACACACUGUCUCUCUCUCACUGUCUCUCCCUCCCUCUCUCUCUCUCUCUCUCACUGUCUCUCACACUGUCUCUCACACACACACACACACACUCUCUCUCUCUCUCUCUCUCUCUCUCUCUCUCUCUCUCUCUCUCUCUCGCUUUCUCUCUCUCUCUCUCUCGCUUUCUCUCUCUCUCUCUCUCUCGCUUUUUCUCUCUCUCUCGAAGCAAUUCUCUCUGUCUCUCUCUUGUCAGCAAAAUUCUUUUGUCUUCUUUUGUCUUCUUCUACCUUUGUUUCUACUCGCUCGGUCUCUCUCAUAGUCGGUCGCUCGGAUUCGGCUGUCCGUAUAUGGAAAGCACAUGGUCCGUGUGGUAG
Molecule: messenger RNA, 801 nt
Organism: Monosiga brevicollis MX1
Lineage: Eukaryota; Choanoflagellata; Craspedida; Salpingoecidae
Exons: 3
Coding region: 1-801 (266 amino acids)
Source: RefSeq, a predicted model, not a curated record